AUGGUGUCGGAGAAGACGGCUUUCGUGGAGCCCAGCACUCCCCAGGAGCUCCCUACUACUCACCACAACCAAAAUCACAAACAGUUCAAUUGCCGUCGCCGGUUCCUACGCGGUUUCCUUUUCGCCUCUCUUGGUUUGACGAUCUUGCACGUCUGCUCGAGGACCACACCGGCUGUCAUCACGAAUCCGGUGGAGCCCGCCAAGAGCGACGUCUGCUUGACGCCGGCAUGCAUCCACGCCUCUUCCGAGAUCUUGUACAAUUUGUCCCCAAACUUCAAAGAGCUUGACCCAUGUACCGACUUUGAGGAGCUCGUCUGUGGGGGCUGGAGAGAGCGUCAUGAUCUCCGACCCGACCAGGGCGAUGCCUUCACUGGCACCAUCAUGUCCGAAAACUCACAGCUCCUCCUCCGUCACAUCCUCGAGGCCCCAUAUCCCAAGUCCUCCAAACACUCCUACUUCUCCCCAAUGCAGCUUGACUCGACCAGCCUUUCUGCUGAUGAGGAAAACUUCAACAAACUGACCGAUGCCUACAAGGCCUGUUUGGAUGAACCCACCAUCAAGGAGCUUGGCAUUGCUCCCCUCGCCAAGAUUGUCGAACAGGUCAAGCAGUCGUUCCCUGUUUCCGACAGCUCAUCAGGCAACGCCCUCAGCGAAACUAUCCUCCUCUUGUCCAGGUAUGGAGUUGCUGGGCUCGUUUCUUCUGGCACGGGGGCUGACGAUGCCGAUCCGGAUGUUGUUGCUGUCUCUGUCGCGCCACCCUGGAGGAUCGGCCUUCCAUCCAAGGAGCGUUACGACGAUGAUGCUCUGGUGAAGAAGUACCAGGGCGUCGUUGUUGAUGUACUCUCCCAGCUCGGUCCCAAAGAGAACAAGGACGUACUCGCUGCCGUUGUCGAUUUUGAGAAGAAGCUUGCUGCCGCUUCGCCAUCGACCGAGGAGCGGCAGGACGUUACUAAAUACUACAAUCCAAUGUCGCUGAAGGACGCAUCGGAACUGGCGCCAAAGAUCGACCUCGAUCACAUCAUCUCCACCCUCGCUUCCAAGAAAAAGGUUGAGCGUUUGAUUGUGGCAUCACCCAAGUAUCUUAAGGAGCUACAGAAGAUCCUCGACGAAACCGACCCCGCCAUUGUGCAAAACUAUUUUGUGUGGAAGGUUGUCCAGGCUUUCUACUCGUAUGUGGACUCUCCUGUAGUGAAGCCGUACAAGGGUUUCGUCAAUGAGCUCGCAGGAAAGGACCCCAACUCUGCCCCUGAGCGCUGGCGCACCUGUGUCAACCACGUCGACGACGGACUUGGUUGGAUCUUGUCUCGCUUCUUCGUCGAGAAGGCCUUCUCGGCGGAAGCCAAGAAGUUUGGUGACCUGAUUGUCUCCGACAUCAAGGACGAGUUUGUCAAGAAGCUCAAGGCUACCGAGUGGAUGGACGACGACACGACCAAGAAAGCCAUUGAGAAGGUCCACAAUAUUGUGCAAAAGAUCGGCUACCCAACCAAGAGCCCCGACAUCAUGGAUCCCGAUAACCUGGCCUCUUACUACAAAACUGUCAAUAUCAGCUCCGAGACUUUCUUCUCCAAUGCUCUUUCGGUCAUUGCCUUUGCCGUCGCCGAUGAGUGGUCAACACUGGGCAAGCCCGUGGAUCGGGAUCAAUGGGGCAUGACGGUCCCCACGGUCAACGCCUACUACAACCCCCCUGGAAACGAGAUUGUGUUCCCCGCUGGUAUCAUGCAGUUUCCAGUCUUUGACGUUGAUGUUCCCGCAUACAUCUCGUACGGUGCCUUUGGCUCCGUCGCAGGACACGAACUUUCACACGCGUUUGACUCGACCGGCCGCCACUAUGAUCAGAACGGUAACUACACUGACUGGUGGUCUGACGGGACUGUCAAGGCAUUUGAAGAACGUACCAAAUGUUUCAUCGAGCAGUACGGCAACUUCAGCAUUCCCGGUCCUGACGACAAACCUCUUCACGUCAACGGCCGACUCACACUGGGCGAGAACAUUGCCGAUGCUGGCGGCCUCUCGGCAUCUUUCCAGGCCUGGAAGCGCCGCUCCGCCCAAAAGCCCAACGCUCACCUCCCUGGCCUGGAGCAUUUCACACAAAGCCAGCUUUUCUUUGUCAGUUACUCCAACUGGUGGUGCGGCAAGUCGCGUCGUGACACUGCCAUUAAUCGCAUAUAUACCGAUCCCCAUGCGCCAAAGUGGGCGAGGAUCCUGGGGACCAUGGCAAACAGCCGGGAGUUCAGGGAGAGCUUCCAGUGCAAGAGCAAGAAGCCCACUUGUGAGCUUUGGUAA
This is a messenger RNA of Podospora anserina S mat+, 2283 nucleotides long. RefSeq lists its product as uncharacterized. The record is from RefSeq and is a predicted model, not a curated record. Gene Ontology annotation, biological process: protein processing. Gene Ontology annotation, molecular function: metalloendopeptidase activity. The coding region runs from base 1 to 2283 and encodes 760 amino acids. The transcript has 2 exons. Lineage: Eukaryota; Fungi; Ascomycota; Sordariomycetes; Sordariales; Podosporaceae. Gene Ontology annotation, cellular component: plasma membrane.